GUUUUAUUCUCUCAUGUUGGUUUUAUUUGCCUUGGAGUUGUUUGGCGAAUUGUUGCAGUGAGUGGUGCAUGAAAUAUAGCAGCAAUGGGUGAAGAAGAUGAAAGCUCUAAGAAUAAGAACGUUGGUGGUGGUGGUGCUGGUGGCAGUAGAAAAGGUGCUGGUAGACCUUGCAAAAAGCCAAAGCCUAAGAAGGUGCCUCAGAGGGGACUUGGUGUUGCACAGCUUGAAAAAAUUAGACUUGAAGAAGAAGAAAAGGAGAAAAAAGCAGCAGCAGCAGCAGGUGCAAAUGCAAAUGGAUCAUCAAACAAUUCACCCUGUGAUCUGCGUCUGCAAUUUGCAAACUUUCCAUCUUCUCCAAAUUCAUUACCUUCAAGCACUGUUUCAUUAGCAAACAGUGGUGGUGGUGGUGGUGGCUCUGAGGCUUGUUGGCAUGGUGGUGUUCCACCACAUGGGCGUGUUAGUGGGCCCCACCUGUGGGCCCACCAUAAUUUUGAACUUCAGAGCAAGAACUUAGGGAUGGACCCUAAAUUGACUCUUGCAUCAAAUUUGCCAUGUCAGUCCAACCCUCUUAGCCCCUCCUUCAAUUGGUUGCAGAGAACCCAACAACAACACCCUUCAUCAUCAAUGGUGAGUGCCUCCUCAGGGACUUCAUCAAUAACUGUGCCUAAAUCCUUAAUAGAGAUCCCUUCAAACCAAAGCUACAGUGGAUGCUAUGUUUCCAAGAGGCAGGAGGAAAGGAUGACAGGGAUUAAAAGACAAGGCUCCUUCUCUCUUCAAACCCCACCUGUAAUCUCUUCCAAUUUCAAACCUUUAACUUUUCCUUCCCCUGUUAAAGCAAGUGAAACAAUUCCAUGCCGUCGUGGAAGAGAAUUCAACUUGGAUUUUAGCAAUUCAACUAUAAGGGAAGUUCCUUCCCUUGCAGCAUCCAACUCAGAGCUAAACUCAAAGAAAAAGAAGAAAGAUAAUGAGAGUAUUAGUGGAGAUUUUCUUAGACUAGCUCCUCCUAUCCCAUGCUCAAAUUUUAAGUUAAACUCUACUUCAGCUUUCCAACCAUUUCAUCACCAGGCAAACAUGAAGAAUCAAGUUCCUCCCCCNUCAGGGUACAAUCAACAGCAGCAACAUUGUUACAAUUUCAUCUCUCCAUCAGCAAAUGCAGCACUAAUUGGACAACAAUCAGAUAGUUUUCAGAAUCAUAAUGCGGUGGCAAGAAGUUCUAAACUAGAUCUCACUUUGAAGCUUUGAACAUCUUCAACCCAUUUCUUGUGGUCUCUCUCUUAGGGCUGUGAGACUUGUUUGGUCAUCUUGAAUUUAAUUUUGAGUUGGUAUGUAGUGCUUCAAAGGGACUAGAAAAUCACUAGUCUUAGAGAAGCAAGAAUGGAAAAGAAAGCAUAGAUGCUGAUUAAUUUCUUUGCUUAACGACUAUGCUGUUAUUAGGCUUAAUUUUGGUGACAAUGUUGCCUUUGGAGCUUUUGUUAUUUCUGUUCCUUUGUUAACAUUUGUUAUGUUUCGAUUUAUGUCUGACCAAGUUAGACCAUAAACUUAGUUAAUCAUUGUUAAAAAUAUGUUGGUACAUUUAUAUUUUGUUUGAAGGCUUAAUUAGUA
Molecule: messenger RNA, 1602 nt
Organism: Vigna radiata var. radiata (mung bean)
Lineage: Eukaryota; Viridiplantae; Streptophyta; Magnoliopsida; Fabales; Fabaceae
Exons: 5
Coding region: 85-1242 (385 amino acids)
Molecular function (GO): DNA-binding transcription factor activity
Source: RefSeq, a predicted model, not a curated record